UCUUCCAAAAGUCGUCUCUAUACUUUCCUUGAAUUUUCCUUCUAUCUUUCUCUGGACAUAUAUUGAGACAGUCACUGCUAAAUAUCAACACUCAACCUACCAAAUCACAAGAAGCUACAGGUAACAAGAAAGAGAUGCAAAAAUGGAAUGCCGAAAACUGGAGUUGACCAUUAAUUCUGCAAACGGUUUAAGAGAAGUAAGACGGAUUUUCAAAAUGAAAGUUUAUGCUAAGGUGUUUAUAGGUGGUAACCAAGAAAUGGAGAAACGAACUCCUGUCGACAAGCACGGCAAGACCAAUCCGGCGUGGCACUACACCAUGAAAUACUCCAUAAGCGAACAAUGGUUAGAACAUCAUGGCACGAUGCUUGUGAUCAAGCUGUAUUGCAAGCGUAAGCUUGGAGAUAGAUACAUAGGAGAAGUUCAUCAGUCGUUGAAACAACUUUAUGAUUAUGCGAAACCAUUGGGUGAUAGCGCGGUCGUGUGUUUCCCUGUGCAAGUGGGAUCCGCUGAAUCAGAGGGACAGCUUUGUUUCUCAUACAGGUUUGGUGAGAAGGUGGCUAUAGAGAAGUUAAUGCUUGCAGAAAGUAUUGCUUCCUUCUUAGUUACCGGUCCUGGUGGUGCAAUAUGAUGGAUACCCUUCAGACCACACUUGUUGCCGCCAUCAGCAUAGUCGUCACAAACAAAACCAACAUGCCACAUGUAAAUACAAUACAGUGUGUAAAUUUGUUAGAGGUGUCUUUCCCACAUGUCAAGAUUUACUGUUUUCAUUUCAAUCGAAUGAAACCGAAAGUUUUUGUUAUGCAUAACCAAUCUUAUUGUACCAAUUAAAUCAGAACCAGAACCUUAAAAUAU
Molecule: messenger RNA, 852 nt
Organism: Helianthus annuus (common sunflower)
Lineage: Eukaryota; Viridiplantae; Streptophyta; Magnoliopsida; Asterales; Asteraceae
Exons: 3
Coding region: 143-628 (161 amino acids)
Biological process (GO): defense response
Source: RefSeq, a predicted model, not a curated record